AUGGGCGGAGCCGUCCUAAGCGGCAUCCUAAGCUCCGCAUUCCCAGCCAACAAUCAAUCCCAAUCCCAAGCCCAAAUCGAAGAUUCCAAGUCCGAAUCUACAACCAAACCACCCAUAACCAACUUCAAAGCCUGCACCAAGACCGCAUCCUCAGCAAAAAGGCUGCAAGCCACGAUCCCAAGCCACGAUGCCCACCAAGUAGAAAUCGUCUCGGGACAAAAUGUCCAGACAAUGCGCGCCGCAGACGUGAUUAUUCUAGGCUGCAAACCCUUCAUGGCCGAGGACGUCCUCGGCGAGAGUGGUGUGCAGGAAGCCCUAGCAGGGAAACUAGUCAUCAGCAUGCUCGCCGGACAAAGCGUUGACCAACUGCUUGCGAUAAUCAGAAACUCUGGAUCUAGAUCUGGCGCCGACGCCAGCACCGAAGAAAUCCCCGACCCAAUCAUCAUGAAAGCAAUUCCCAACAUGGGCGCCUCAUACGGAGAAUCGAUGACGAUAAUCGAGGAAGCAAGCCCAGCCACGCCUAUUCCAGAAUCAAUGGUCCAAACCACGGAGUGGAUCUUCAAGCAAGUGGGCAAGAUAAAAUACCUUCCGGUUAACGUAACAGGACUGGGGACCGUGCUGGUGGGAGCGUCGAUCGCGGCAUUGACUCUUCCUAUUGAGGGGCUGCUGGAUGGGUGUGUGGCCGAGGGCUUGAAACGGGGCGAUGCGAUGGAGAUUGUGUUGCAAGGGAUUCGGGGCCUGAGUGCGUCGCUUGAGGCUGGGACGCAUCCGGCUGUGUUGAGGGAGAGUAUUUCCAGUCCGCGGGGGUGUACGAUUCAGGCAUUACUUGCUCUUGAGCGGGCGGGGGCUAGGAGUCAUUUUGCGGAGGCUAUUGUGCGAGGCAAUGAGCAUUUGAGGGAGAAGAUGUAA
Molecule: messenger RNA, 909 nt
Organism: Penicillium nucicola
Lineage: Eukaryota; Fungi; Ascomycota; Eurotiomycetes; Eurotiales; Aspergillaceae
Product: pyrroline-5-carboxylate reductase
Exons: 1
Coding region: 1-909 (302 amino acids)
Biological process (GO): L-proline biosynthetic process
Molecular function (GO): pyrroline-5-carboxylate reductase activity
Source: RefSeq, a predicted model, not a curated record